GCGUGUAUUUUUAUGUAACACGCUGGCACGCGCAAUUAAGGGUCUCCUUGUGGAGCUGCUGGGCUUCAGUACCAUGCCGCGCGCGCUUUAGCGCGGAGAGGUUCGGUUCGGUCCAGUCGGGAAUCCGGUUCAUCCGUAGAAGGGAAAAGAUGUCGAUUGAAGAGCCAGAGCAAAGCUGUGGGGACGGAGCGGGUUUCUUUAUGCUGUCCGCCAGCGAGCGGCUCGGGCUGGAACACAAGCGGCUGACGGGGGCGCUGGACGCUUUGUUCCGAGCCGUGAGGUGCGAGUCCGAGUCCGAACCCGAGUCCGUGCGACCCGAACACAUCAGCGCUUUAGUGGAAGUCAUCGUGCGCAACUUGAGGAAGAAGGAGCCCUGUGUUCCGUGGGCGCGGGGCCGAGCGCCGGAGCGGGAGCUGGACUGCCCCGGCUGUCAGCACUUCAUGGCGGAGCCGCUGACCGCCGCGUGCGGACACUCCUACUGCAGGAGCUGCCUGCAGCGCGCCGGUCUGUCCGAGUGUAAGCGGUGCCGUGAGGAGCUCGGGCCCAAACACCUGCUCCGCGCGAACGUGCUGCUGUGUGGACUCUUAGAGAAAUGGUUUCCGGAGGAAGUCCGCAAAGCCAAGAGGAGCGCGGAGGUGCAGGAGCUGCUGAGGAGCAAACACCUGAGCCGAGCGCUGGCCUUAGCAACACCGCUACUGCACUCCGACCCCAGUAAUAUCAGACUGCGAGUGUGUCGAGCUGAAGCGUAUCGCCAUUUGCAGCAGUAUCAUCACGCUCUGGAAGACUUUGACGUGUGCAUGAGUAUCGCUCCGUCUGUUGAGGUGGUGUUCUGUAAGGCUAAGCUGUUAAAGGAAAUGGGUCGAAUGGAUGAGUCUGUAAAACUCUUCCUCCAGUGUCUUUGUGUGGAUCAGGACUUCCAGGAGGCCAGACAGGAAGUAGAAAAUAUCCUGUGUGAUCUCCUGCUUCCGACGUGUGAGAGUGUGCAGACCCUUGAGGAGAGUUCGGAGCCCUCGGGGCUAAUCCGAGCUCAGUCUUUACGGGCUCAUGUGGUGGGCGGAGCCAGAGGAGAGGGGCUGAAGAGGGUAAGCUCCGCCCCUCAGCUGGGAGAACAGGGUGCACUGCUGAAGAGGAAACUGUCCAGAUUGGAGGCGGGGCCUGAAGGGGUGGAGAACAGUGACUCCAAACACAAAAAACACGGAGUGAGUGCUGCAGCACCGGUGUGUAGUGAUGAAGGUAAACUCCACCCCAGCGUCCCGAGAGAGCUGCUCGACCCCACGGACUUUGAGUGCUCACUGUGCAUGAGGCUGUUCUAUGAGCCGGUGACGACGCCGUGUGGACACUCGUUCUGUAAGAACUGCCUGCAGAGGAGUUUAGAUCACAGCCCUCAGUGUCCUCUGUGUAAAGAGAGCCUCAGGCUGUACCUGGCCUCUCGGCGGUUCUCCAUCACACGUGUGCUUGAUGACAUCAUUAAGCGUUACCUGUCUGAGCAUCAUGCCAGGAGACAAAAGAUACACAACGACGAAACAAAAGAGCUCUCAGAUUUAGAGAAUAAUGUUCCAAUCUUCGUGUGUACGAUGGCGUACCCCACCGUCCCCUGCCCGCUGCACGUGUUUGAGCCUCGGUACCGCCUCAUGAUCCGCCGCUGCAUGGAGACUGGAACCCGACAGUUCGGCAUGUGCAUCAGCGACACACACAAAGGGUUUGCGGAUUUCGGCUGCAUGCUGCACAUUCGUAAUGUGCACUUUCUGCCAGACGGCCGCUCGGUGGUCGACACAUUUGGAGGGAAACGGUUCCGUGUUCUCACACGCAGCAUGAGGGACGGGUACUACAUCGCCAACAUCGAGUACCUGCAGGACCAGAGAGUGGAGGGUAAGGAGGAACUGCAGCUGCAGGAUCUCUAUGAUCAGGUGUAUAAUCAGGCGAGUGUGUGGUUUCACGCUCUGGAGAACCGAUUCAGGAACCAAAUACUGCAGCACUUCGGACCCAUGCCUGAGAAAGAGAAUGAUAUACAGUCCAGUCCGAAUGGUCCAGCGUGUUGUUGGUGGUUAUUAGCGGUUCUCCCAGUGGAUCCUCGUUACCAGCUCUCGGUUCUCUCCAUGACCACGCUCCGAGAACGUCUGGUUAAGAUCCAGCACAUCCUCACGUACUUACAGAACGCGCAUCCUGAGUAGAGCGAACACGCACAGCCUGACUGUGUUUCCUUAUGCAGUAGUAACGUUGUGCCGUUCUUCGUUAGCACAGACAGUACUGAGGUGAGUGUGUGUUGUGACUGAAACAAAUCCCAAAUGCUGAUUUUUUUUUUUUUUUUUUUUUGUCAUUUAUUUGUAAUAAAAACAAAACUGAGUUUACACUUAAACCUUCAAGCUCAGAUAAAUAAAAAUAAGGUGGAGAUUAGAUGGAGAUUAGACAGAUGUGUAGAAACGUGUUAGAGCCUGACCAAGUUUGUAAUCCUGUCCCUGAUAUCAGUUCUAAGGAGCAUACAGUCUGCUCUAGAAUUAUUGGCACCCUUGAUAAGAUUAUGAAGAGAAAUAUAAUUCUGAAAUGUAGCUGAACGUUCGGAACAGUGAUCCAUGACCACCCGUUUCCCCGGGGUGUAAAUGUGUCACAGUGCCAAUAAUUCUGAUGCUGUGCAGUGUGUUCUGGCCCCGGGUCACCUGCAGAUCAGGAGCAUGUCGUAUUUAGUGUUAGUGUGUGUUUAUAUUACAGUACAGCUGUUCGCACACGGCUCCGGGUGUAAAACAUUUUCACGCACACGGACUCUGCUUCCUGUGAUGAGCGCCGUUGAGACCUGUAAGGAGGGUCAGGUGGUUCAUAUACAGUACAAAAGGCAAAUAUUUAUUUAAAAGGACUCGAGCAGUGUUUAAUCGGCGUGAUUUCACUGCUGCUGCAUGGUGAUGUUCAAGCUGAAACAUUCAAGACGGCUGAGUUAAUCUGCUCGCGGGUCCGUCACGUCCUGAUCACUCGGUCACGGAAAACAUGCAGCUUCAGUUCACAGACGCAACAGUGAGUGUUAAUAUGACCCGGUUUCAUCAGGAGGAACAAUAAUAAUAAUAAUAAUAAUAAUAAUAAGGGAAGAAAAGAAAAUGGAGAACUUUAAGGCUUAAUUUUAUCAGAACAAUAAGAGCAGCAUAUUAAAGGGCUCCUCCUGAGGAUUUACUCGUGUGUUAAGUAAAAGUAGUCGUGGAUUUCAACAGUCAAACUUUCAUUUUCGGAGACCAAAUA
This is a messenger RNA of Neoarius graeffei (lesser salmon catfish), 3222 nucleotides long. RefSeq names its product LON peptidase N-terminal domain and ring finger 1, like (gene lonrf1). The record is from RefSeq and is a predicted model, not a curated record. Bases 150 to 2171 code for a protein of 673 amino acids. NCBI's taxonomy places the organism in Eukaryota, Metazoa, Chordata, Actinopteri, Siluriformes, Ariidae. Gene Ontology annotation, molecular function: metal ion binding; protein binding. The transcript has 12 exons.